Molecule: messenger RNA, 314 nt
Organism: Staurois parvus
Lineage: Eukaryota; Metazoa; Chordata; Amphibia; Anura; Ranidae
Source: the annotation of a GenBank genome assembly
CUGACAGGGGAGAGAUCUGUGUUGUUUACUUACAGUUCUCCCCCUCUGCCUGCAGCAGUAUAUAUUGGGGGUUAUAUAAAAUCCACUUCCCGGCCACCCUAUAGCAGAAGUACUGCUUCACACAACAAAACACAACACAGCACACAGUUAACCCUUUGAUCGCCCCUCAUGUUAACCCCUUCCUGCCCAGUGCCAUUAGUACAGUGUCAGCUUUUUAUUAGCACUGAUCACUGUAUUGGUGUCAUUGUCAGUGACACCAAGUCAGUUCCCUCCAGUGUCAGAAUGCCCGCCGCAGUCCCGCUAUAAGUCGCUGA